Molecule: messenger RNA, 1521 nt
Organism: Monomorium pharaonis (pharaoh ant)
Lineage: Eukaryota; Metazoa; Arthropoda; Insecta; Hymenoptera; Formicidae
Exons: 7
Coding region: 254-631 (125 amino acids)
Source: RefSeq, a predicted model, not a curated record
AAAAAGUACGACAUAAAUAAUUUGAUUAUUACAAUUAAAAAUAAUCUGUUUUCAAUGUAUGCGUUCCGAAAUAGGUAGCCAGUGUACUGUAAGAGUGCUGGCUUGAAGUGUAUGACGUCAUUGAUUUUGAUGUACUUCCUGUUGCGGCUACUGCGAUCAGCGAGGUAAAGCAGUCACAGGCUGCGUUCCGUUUCAAUGCAUGAUGCGCAUAAUGCAUUGUUCAUCCUUGUUUAACGUUUGACAAACAACAAGGAUGAACGAUGCAUCAUGCGUAUCAUGCGUGAAACGGAACGUACCCACAGUCACAGUAGUAAAGAUGGCUACGCCCUUGUAUACUGAGGUUAGUUUGCUUGACGGUGAAGAAAAUAAGGUUUACAGUUUAAAAGUAACCGUAGAAAAUGCUGAAAAAGCAUAUAAAGACUAUCAAUUUGCAGCAACAUUAUUAGAACGUGCAAAAACUAAAGUAACGGGAAUUGGUUAUUCGAGUUCUAGUUUAGAAAGUUUAAGUUCUACUAGUACAAAUAAUGAAAGCUCAGUGUCUGAUUGUAACAAAGAAAAUGAGGAUACUAAAGAGAUAUCAUCAUUGGACAAAGCAAGAAACGUUGCUUCUGAUAGACUUAUAUGUCUCUAAAGAAAAGAAACUCCACAAUGGCAAAAUCACAGUCAAACGUUAUUGGGAGAAUAUUUCAAAAAAACUGAAAAAAAUGGGACAUAAGUGGCCAAAAGUGUUGCAUAAAAUUUUAGGCGAUGAAGAGAACUUAUAAAUCCAUAAAAGACCACAACAAUAAAUCAGGGAACGACACAAAGAAAUGGGAAUAUUUUGAUAUGAUGGAUAAAAUAUUUAAUAUAAAACCAUGGGCAGAACCUUUAUCAGUCGCUGGAACAAGUGUUCAUGAAUCUCACAACUCUAAUAUGGAAGAAACUCCUGUACAAUCAAGUAGUAACAAACAAGUUUUAUUUUUACAGGGAAAAAAAGGACAAUAAAUGUGGACAAUUACUUGGAGAAAUUGUUAGAAGAGAAACGACUCAAACGCGAAGCAGAUGAAAGAAAGCAUGAAGAAAAAAUGUAGCAGUUAAAAGAUAUAAAAAAUUUGUUGCAAAAUGUUAUUAACAAAUAAGUUUAAAAUUUUUUAUUUUUAAACAAUAUGUCAAGGAGCAUACUUUAUUUUGUUUUUCAAAUGUUUUGAAUACUGUUUAUGAAUGUUUUUGUUUAGUUUUAUGUAUUCAUUAUGUGACAUAAAAAAAAAGAUUUUUUUUUGUUAACAAGUAGAUUUCUUUUGUGUUCUUCUUACGAAGAAAAUAAGUCUUCUGAUAAGAUAGAACUAAAAUUCUAUUAGAAUGUUUUGUCUAGAGCAUUUUGUUAAGUAUUUCUAAAAACAGCACAUUGACUUGAUGUUAUAAGACUUACAUAUUAUUUUAUGUUUUACAUAUUAUAUGACUACAUAUAGUUAUAUACGCAGAAAAGAUGUUACAAAGCUGUGAUUCAUAAAUAUAGUCAAUAAAAACUAAUGUGCAAUUAAA